AUGCCGCACCGAAAACAAUUGAAAUUCUUCUUCGAUGUCAUCUCUCCGUACAGUUACUUUGGAUUUGAAGGAAUCACUCGUCAUCGUUCCGUUUGGAAGACUCCGAUUCACAUGAAGCCGUUCUUCUUCCCGGCAGUCGUUAGACAUUCUGAAAACCCGGGACUCCCACUUCGUGUUCCAGUCAAGGAGAAAUACAUGCACAAAGAUCUUCUAUUCAGUGCACAAUACUGGGGAAUUCCAUUCCGUCUGCCAAAAGAUUAUACGAAUAUGAUGUUGACCACAAGUUCAAUUAUUCCACAACGUAUUCUUGUCGCUGCUCAACUUCGUGAUAAUGCUCUGAUGGAAGACGUCGCUCGUGCUCUCUGGCAUCGUUUUUAUGCCUACGGAAAACCGAUUUUCACAAAAAGUCAAGUGGCAGAAGUGUUGAGAGACUUGCAUGUGAAGAAUUCAGAAGAGUUGGUGAUGAUGAGUGAUUCAGCUGAAGUCAAGAAUAUUUUAAGAGAGAAUACAGAUGAAGCAAUCGGAAAUGGAUGUUUUGGUGCUCCAUGGAUGCACAUCACCGAUGGACAUGGAAAAGUGCUUCAAACUGUUUUCGGAUCCGAUCGUCUUCCACAAGUCGCCGAUUUCCUUGCCGAGCCAUUCAAAGGUCCAAUGAGAGAGAAGAAGCAAAAUGCAUAA
Molecule: messenger RNA, 678 nt
Organism: Caenorhabditis remanei
Lineage: Eukaryota; Metazoa; Nematoda; Chromadorea; Rhabditida; Rhabditidae
Exons: 3
Coding region: 1-678 (225 amino acids)
Biological process (GO): glutathione metabolic process
Cellular component (GO): peroxisome; mitochondrion
Molecular function (GO): glutathione peroxidase activity; glutathione transferase activity
Source: RefSeq, a predicted model, not a curated record